AUGGUACCGUACAAAGAGCCGAUUGUUUUUGUGAAGGGUGUUCAGCUGCUGCACUGCACCGAGCGAGUGGAUCUUUCCAGAAGUCCUCCGCGUCGCCACUUUCCCCAGCCACAGCACGCUGUGCCUCCUCCAUCCCUCCCGCACCCGUGUGCGUGCGACUGUCCUCGCUGCCUCGCUAGCACUCCACCCUCUCGUUCACUGACUCCGCUUCCAGCGCCAAAGCGACUCAUCUCUAGAUCCGCGCGAGUCCUCCUCUCAUGCUUCGCCACGCGCGCUCUCGCGGCCUCGCCAGCCUCCCGCCGCCCACGCGCGGCGUCGCGGCGAUAUGCGGCAGCCACAGUGCUGGUGGGUCGUCGCAGCGCGUACUCACGCGCCGAUCGCCGUCCGUUGCGCUACGAGAGCCCGUCGCGCACGGCGCACGGCCGCAUGCCGCAGCAGCAAGGCGGCAGUGCAUUGACUCUUUCGUCCUCCCCGCUCCUGUCGUCGCUGCCACACGCUUCGCCCUGCGUCCCUCGCUUGUCGUUCACCCUUCGCCUUCCGCAAUUCCUUCCCACUUCCUUUCCCACUGCCCUCGACGGCUCGUCACUCCCCUUCUCCGCGUGUGCAGGCGACGGAUGCGCGACGGCCGCACCAUCAGGCGCGCUUGAGAUCCAAGGGGACGCGCGCACGCAUGCCUUGUCCACGCAAGUCGCGAACAGCCACGUCGCAGCAGCGGAGGUGUUGUGGAGAGCAGAGCGGUCAGGGGCGGUGUGUGGCGGUGAACGGGCAGCAGCAUGCUGUCACGCGGCAGCUGAGGGCGCAGAGAGGGCUGCCGGCACGCAUGGCGCAGCGCCCCACCCCCUCCACGCGCGAUCCCCUCUCCGCGCAUCCCCCCACGUCGCUCCACUGAGCCCCGCCCAUUCCCGUAGCGCGCACUGCAACCUCCACCACGCUUUCCACGCCGCCCCUCACUGCCUCUCAGCUCACGCCGCUCCAUUCGCCGGUGCCAAUCCAAUCGAAUCAGCCACUGCCACGUGGCAGCGCAGCUCGCUCUUUCACCGUGCCUUCCACGCGUCAGGUGCGCUGCCAGCUGGCGCCAGCUGUGAGAGCAUUGGGCCACAGCAGCAGUUCCAUUCGUUUUCCUCCCAUCUCGUCCGUUCCAUCCGCCCCUCGCUUGCCUCUCACUCCCAGGCACCGCAGCGGCAGCGGCAGCAGCAGCGGCAGCGGGGCAGGGGGCAGGACUACUAUGCGGUGUUGGGGGUGUCAAGGAAGGCAACGGCCGCUGAAAUCAAAAAGGCCUUCUAUGCGCUGGCGAAGAAGUACCACCCGGAUGCGAACAAGGACGACCCCAAUGCAGCCAAGAAGUUCCAAGAAGUGCAGCAGGCGUACGAGGUGCUAAAGGAUGAUGAAAAGAGGGCCAUGUACGAUCAGGUUGGUCCGGAGGCGUUUGAGGGGGGGGCAGCGGGGGGCCCGGGCGCAGGGGCGGGCGCUCAGGGCUUCGGCGGAUUCUCUGGCUUCGGAGGGCCGUCGGACUUCGAAGAGAUGCUGGGCGGCAUCUUUGGGCGCAUGGGCGGCAUGGGCGGCAUGGGCGGCAUGGGCAUGGGCAUGGGCAUGGGGGCGGCGGGGCCGAGGGGCGGCGAGAGUGUGCAGAUGGCGGUGAGGCUGACGCUGAGGGAGGCAGUGGACGGCUGCUCGCGCCACCUCUCCUUCUCUGCUCCCGUGCGCUGCUCCUCCUGCAGUGGAUCAGGCAUGCCCAAGGGGUACCAGCCCACCCCGUGCAAGGCGUGCAAGGGCCAAGGCAUGGAGAUGCGGCGAAUGGGGGCGUCAGUGGUGAUGCAGACGUGCUCCUCCUGUGGCGGCCAGGGCGUCUUCGUCAAGGAGUGGUGCAAGACAUGUCAUGGGGAGGGCACAGUGAAGGAGAGGCGGGAAGUGGAUGUCUCCAUACCAGCAGGGGUGGACUCGGGAGUGACCUUGAGGGUGCCGGGGCAGGGAGGCGCAGGGGGGAAAGGGGCGCCACCUGGGGACCUGCUGCUGAACAUUCAGGUGGAGGAGGACGCGGUGUUCAAGAGGGACGGCAACGACAUCCACGUCGACCUGCACGUCUCCUUCCCCCAGGCGUGUCUGGGAGCAUCAGUGCCGGUGCCAACACUCUCAGGGGAGGUCAUCCUUAAGAUCAAGCCAGGCACACAGCCAGGCCAGGUGCUCCAGCUGCGCGAUAAAGGUACGCCACCUUGCAGUGCACCCACCCUUGCCCUUGCAAUCCCCCUCUCUGCCCAUCUGCUCCACCGUUGA
Molecule: messenger RNA, 2271 nt
Organism: Closterium sp. Yama58-4
Lineage: Eukaryota; Viridiplantae; Streptophyta; Zygnematophyceae; Desmidiales; Closteriaceae
Source: the annotation of a GenBank genome assembly